CGCGUCUUCUCUAGUAGGCGCGUUCAUGUGAAAUCCUCCACAUGUGGACAUCGCUUCGGUCAGGUCAGCGUUUCUUGUGAGCGGACAGUCAUUUUCAUCAUGUUACUCUUCGCCCUUUUCCUGUUUUCAUUGCCUAUUUGCAGUGCAGUUUACGAGGGACCUUUGCUCCCUGAAAUGUCCAACGGCACGUUUCACCACUUCUUCGUCCCGGACGGGGAUUACGAGGACACCGAUGACCCGGAGAAAUGUCAGAUGCUCUUCAGAUGGAUGGACCGCAGACCUUGUCCCCUAGAAGAGGACCAGGACACGAUCAUCCGAGAAGAUUUCAUCAUCAUCAAACAACAGAUCGAAGACGCGGCGCGCGUUUUGGAGACCCUUGGAAAGACUAUUUCUUUCGAUUUGGACGGCGAGGGCAGUUACGGGAACUAUCUGAAAAGGGAAAUUGUGCAAAUCAACGAGGCUUUUACAAACGUGGAGAAAUCGCUUCUAGAGCUGGAGACGAAAUUUAAACAAAGCCAGGAGACUGAACAAAGGGAAGAGAGCCAGUUUACCAAUAACUUUAUCCAACCCAUGCAUGAUGUGAAAGGCACUCUCCAGGAGACUUUGGACAUCUCGUCGGGGCUCAAGGUUAAACACGAACUCAUCUCUUUGAUCAUCAGGAGCCAUGGAUCGAGGUUAAGUCGUCUCAAAAACGACUAUCUUAAUGUUUAAACUUGCAAAAAGGUGUAGGUGACUGCAGUCCACGUUGGAUUGUUGGAUUUUAAACUUUAAAUUUGCUCUCCGAGUUAAACAUUUUUAUAUUUUGAAGGUUUUCUUUUUUUCGUGAUGCUCAAUUUGGUCAUUUCGUUAUUGCGUUAGCUUUUUUGUGUGUACAGUUCAAUCUAAAUCAUUUUUGAAAUUGAUAUUUUGUUAUAACUAUGGUUUUGCUCUUAAGAUCUUUGGUGUGAAAGUUAAACUAUCCAAAACACCCAAACUGCCUGCAUAAGUUACUAGGCGAAAUGACUAAAACAGCACAUUUUCACUUUUUACUGUGUAACUAAAGCUUUGCAUGAAUAACUGAGGUCAAAGAGCCUUCAAAACGUUUUUUUUCAUUCAUCAGUCUUCAGCAGUCUGUAUACCGCUGACACGAUUGAAUUUUAAGAGAGACUGAGGAGUGGCGACUAAAGAUCUUCGGUGGAGAUUUGGCAUUUCCUGUGCCAUUAGAACAGAAUGUCUCUUUUUCUUUCUGCCAUGUGGAAGAAUAAUCAAAGUCUACAGAAAUAUGUAAAGAAACACAAUCUGCCCUUCCCACACCAUUCCCUGAGGAUUACAGGGAUACUUCCUGGUGAACCGUUUUAACCUUUAACUCUAGACAUUGAGCCUUUUCAUUAAAGAUUUAUUUAUUGAUAAAAUCGUUCUAAACAUUAAUUUCCCCAGUGAUACAUAUUCCAUCAUAUUUUGCAGUCAUCACUGAACAUCAUCUUCUUUAUUUUAAAUUCUAACCAGAACAAUGAAGCUUUUAUGGUGCGCCUUCCUACCCACAAUCCCCUGGGCUGGGACUGUUUUCUUUUUCUCACAUUCAGAGUUUGAUUCUUGUUGGCGGUUAAAGCCAAAGGAAAGAAUGUCCUUACUAACGGUUUAGUGUUACCAGAGCCGUGCCUAUUCAGUGCCAUCUCAUAUGGAUUCAGUUUAAGUGGUUUUGUUUGGAAAAGUGAAAGAGGCAACAGAGAAUUCAUCAUGUUAAAUUUAAGUAUUAGAGAUUGUAUCAUGACAAUUUAAAGGUUUGAUGGAUGUGUGGACUUUGUAAAUUGAAUGUGGAGCUGACUACAUGACACAUCAAUUUCUUGCAUUAUUUUCCAUAUCACGUUGUGAAGUCGACAUUGCAAUGAAAUUGAAAGGCCGGAUAUACUGUAAGCUACAUUAUCUUUAUGCAAACCAGAUCACUCAGCAACAUCAUAUUAUGUAAAAAUUCUAUGUCAAUACAGUAUGCACUGCCAGGCCUAGUCUAAUUAUGUUUUAAGUUAAUUUUUAAAAUCCUUAUUGUAACCCCAGUUAAAAAAUGGGAAGAAUUUAAGUUUGAAAUAAUUGAUUACGUAAAGCAGUUCAACGUGAUAACCAGAAGCAUGCCACAUAUGCUGACCAAAGAGCUCAAUUUACAUGUAAACUUUUACUGUACUGUUUUAUUACAGUUUGUUUUAUUUGUAAUCCUGUAUAUAGCAGUGUAAUUUUAUCAGGAACAUUAAAUGCAAAGUCGA
Triplophysa dalaica is the source of this 2234-nucleotide messenger RNA. It is a transcript of the gene fibina, whose product is annotated as fin bud initiation factor a. NCBI's taxonomy places the organism in Eukaryota, Metazoa, Chordata, Actinopteri, Cypriniformes, Nemacheilidae. The coding region runs from base 100 to 711 and encodes 203 amino acids. The transcript has a single exon. The record is from RefSeq and is a predicted model, not a curated record.